CUAUUUAUCGUACAAUGCAAGACUUGAUACUUUCUCGGUCGGCAAGUUAUCGUGGUAGAUUCAUUUGGUUGUGAGAGUGGGAAUUUAUGCCCAGAGUUAUCCUUGAUCAAAUUGUGACAUACAAUUACAUAACAUUAAUGAUACGCUUACCUUACAGAUCAAGCUUUAAUGAAUCAAUACGUUCUGCCAAAAAAUGUAGAUGUACGAAUCCAUUUUUGUAAUCGUAAAUAACCUGAAAUAACGCUGUACUUCUUCAAAGCGACAUAACAUUUGAAUUUCCGAGCUUAUAUAACGCCCUUGAACUCAACACGACACGGAAGGGAGGCAGCUGAGCGCCAUUUUUGAUACACAGCAACGGAGCUGACUAGCAUUAGCUGUCAACAAGCUUGAACUUUAAGUUGCAGGCUUUAAACCUAAACGGGCGGAUCACCAGACACAAAAUGAAUGCUGUAGAUCAUGUGCGGGACAUGGCUGCCGCUGGCCUCCACUCUAAUGUCCGGGUACUGAGUAGUUUGUUGCUGACUAUGAGCAACAACAACCCAGAGCUUUUCUCUCCUGCUCAGAAGUACCAGCUGUUGGUUUACCAUGCUGAUGCCAUCUUCCACGAUAAAGAGUAUCGCAAUGCUGCCUGCAAAUACAGUAUGGCCCUUCAGCAGAAGAAAGUGCUCAGUAAAACAUCCAAAGUUCGGACGUCAACUGGUGGAGCGGCGGCAAACCUUCAGGCCCAGAGUCUGCCAUCUGAGAUUGAGGUGAAGUACAAGAUUGCUGAAUGCUACACAAUCUUAAAACUGGAUAAAGAUGCCAUCGCUGUGCUGGAUGGGAUCCCCUCCAGACAGAGGACUCCCAAGAUCAACAUGAUGCUGGCUAACCUGUACAGGAAAGCAGGUCAGGAACGCUCUGCCGUCACCAGCUACAAGGAGGUUCUCAGACAGUGCCCUCUCGCUCUGGACGCCAUCAUCGGUCUUCUCUCCUUGUCAGUGAAAGGCGCUGAGGUGGCGUCUAUGACCAUGGACAUUAUUCAGACCAUCCCAAACUUGGACUGGCUGACGGUGUGGAUUAAAGCAUACGCCUUCAUUCACACUGGAGACAACCAGAGAGCCAUCAACACCAUCUGCUCAAUGGAGAAGAAGUCCCUGCUGCGGGACAACGUGGACCUCCUGGUAAGCCUGGCUGAUGUCUACUUCCGUGCCGGUGACACCAAAAAUGCCAUCCUCCGAUUUGAGCAAGCGCAGAUGCUUGACCCAUAUCUCAUCAAAGGUAUGGACGUGUAUGGCUACCUGAUGGCUCGAGAAGGUCACCUGGAGGACGUGGAGGUCCUGGGAGGGCGACUCUUUAACAUCUCAGACCAGCAUGCUGAGCCCUGGGUGAUCUCAGGGUGCCACAGUUUCUACAGCAAGCGUUACUCCAGAGCGCUCUACCUGGGGGCCAAGGCCAUUCAGCUGAACAGCAACAGCGUGCAGGCGCUUCUCCUGAAGGGGGCGGCGCUGAGGAACAUGGGUCGCGUUCAGGAAGCCAUCAUCCACUUCAGGGAGGCCAUGCGGCUGGCGCCCUGCAGACUGGACUGUUAUGAAGGCUUGAUCGACUGCUACCUGGCCUCCAACGGCAUCCGAGAAGCCAUGGGCAUGGCCAACAACAUCUAUAAGACCCUGGGGGCCAACGCCCAGACCUUGACCAUCCUGGCCACCGUGUGUCUGGAGGACCCGGUCACCCAGGAGAAGGCCAAGACGCUGCUGGACAAAGCUCUGGCUCAGAGGCCCGACUACACCAAAGCUGUGGUGAAGAAGGCCGAGUUACUGAGUCGAGAGCAGAAGUAUGAGGAAGGGAUCGCUCUGCUCCGAAAUGCACUGGCCAAUCAGAGCGACUGUGCCCUGCACAGGAUGUUGGGAGACUUCCUGGUGGCUGUCAGUGAUUUCCAAGAAGCCAUGGAUCAGUACAGUAUAGCUCUCAGUCUGGAUCCCAACGAUCAGAAGUCUUUGGAGGGCAUGCAGAAGAUGGAGAAGGAGGAGAGUCCCACGGAUGCCACGGUGGAGCUGGACGGGGACGACAUGGAAGGCAGUGGGGAGGACGGCGAGCUGGAGGGCAGCGACAGCGAUGCGGCGCAGUGGGCAGAUCAGGAGCAGUGGUUCGGGAUGCAGUGACCCUGGCUCCACCCCUCCUCCUGACACAGUGGUCUGACCGAUGGUGUCCAGAAUACACUUCACAGGUGGGACUGAAGCUGCGGAGCACGUAGCAGCGGAGAUGGGUUGAUGGCGCGGGUCACACCUGCUUCCGUACAAUGCAGCUGUGGUUGCCAAGACUGAGCAGUGAUGAAACAAAAGUUGAGUUGUUGGAGGUGACACGGAGCGGUGAGUCCAAAGUUUUAAUUUGGGAUUUCAAUGUUAAAAAAUGUCAUGUUGGUGUUCUGUGGCUAGUCGUGCGCAGCUGUGUUUUCUUCAGCAUGUGUGAGAUGAACUGAGGGGAGGAGGAGGGAGGUUUGAGCCAGGAAUGUAAUCGUUGUUUCAAGUUUGUUGUCAUUUUUGUUUGUCAAGAUUUUCUUUCAAUUGAGCCAAACGCUCCUCAGUGAGUGUUACUUAACUAUUUCAAGACAUGUUUUGUACAGAUUUUUAAUAAAUGUCUAAUAAAAAACAAA
Messenger RNA from Synchiropus splendidus (mandarinfish), 2629 nucleotides. RefSeq names its product anaphase promoting complex subunit 7 (gene anapc7). Gene Ontology annotation, molecular function: protein binding. Lineage: Eukaryota; Metazoa; Chordata; Actinopteri; Syngnathiformes; Callionymidae. Gene Ontology annotation, biological process: cell division. The coding region runs from base 441 to 2138 and encodes 565 amino acids. The record is from RefSeq and is a predicted model, not a curated record. The transcript has 11 exons.